GGAGAGAUGGCCGAGUGGUUCAAGGCGUAGCAUUGGAACUGCUAUGUAGGCUUUUGUUUACCGAGGGUUCGAAUCCCUCUCUUUCCG
This is a messenger RNA of Oldenlandia corymbosa var. corymbosa, 87 nucleotides long. The record is from the annotation of a GenBank genome assembly. Lineage: Eukaryota; Viridiplantae; Streptophyta; Magnoliopsida; Gentianales; Rubiaceae.